AUGACAGCUGAAACUAAAAUAAUACAUAGAUCUUUAGUACAGACUACGUCUGAUGCAAAGGACGAGAGGUUAAAAGAGGCUUCUCAGUUUGGAGAUACUGAUGCCUUGGAUCGCAUUGACGAGGUACCUUUCGUUGAUACGCCAUUAUACAUCGCUGCAUCUUAUGGGAAAAUUGAAUUUGCCAUGGAGAUCGAUGAUGAACUUGAAGCUUCAGUCACUGCUACAUACUCUGCCUCUGUGGUGGAUAGAGCUACAAUCUUCUGUAGUUGCCAUAUCCAACUCAUAGCUGUAGUUCCAACACUUGAUCUUUCGUGUCCAUUCCCUCUGGUUGAAUUCCUUCCUUUUGACUCUGUAUGCAAAACUGAAGAGGUUGAUGAUUCACCCGACCCUCUCCGUCGGAUCUCUUCACUGAGGACCAGAUCACGAACAUCAUCAAAUUUCAACUUAUUACUUCUUGAUGAACUACUCACAGUCGUGACAGUAGCAUUCCAACUAUCUGGAAGAGAUGACAAAAGUAUCAAUGCUCAUACUUCUUCAUCGAAUUCAAUUUCAAUCGGAACUCAAUUGGAUUGUGACUACAUCGAUGGAGGCCUUGUCCGUAUCAAAGGAAGGGGAGGCUUUACGCCUUUGCAUUAUGCAGCUGAACGAGGGAACUUGUCUAUUUUGAGAGAGUUCUUUAAAGCUUGCCCUGAGUUCAUUAAAGAUAUGACCAUCCAAAGUGACACUGCUUUUCACAUAGCAGUAAGAAAUAACAAGAUUGAAGCUUUUCAAGUCCUGACGGAAUGGCUUAAGAAUCUCUUUUUCGAAGAUGCUGCAUUUUGGGAAAGAGAAAUUCUCAACUGGAAGAACAAAGAAGGCAACUCUGUGUUGCAUAUUGCUACUUUAACGGGUCAACACCAAAAACAGGUGGCAGAACUAUUGAUGAAAAGUUAUGUUUACUCGAACAUUAAGAAUUCAAAUGGCAUAAUAGCUAUGGAUAUAUCACAAGACCAAACACUAUACAGAGGCAGCUGGAGAUUUUGGAUUAGGCAAAGGCUUUACCAUGGUAUUUUAAGUACAAACACCUGCAACAUCAACGAGUUGAAGAAAAUAUCACCUGAGAAUCCAAUUGCCCUCCGUUUAGCCCGUUCGAGAAUGAAGAUUUCACCAGACAGGCGCAAAACGCAACUGGUAGUCUAUGCUCUGAUAGCAACAAUCAUGUACUAGGCAGCAGUGAGCCCACCUGGUGGUGUAUGGCAAGGAACAGCUGACAUCAAUUCACCUACUCUACAAAAAGUUCAUGUUAAACCAAAUAGUCCAUUGCAGUAUGUGGGAACUACAGUGAUAAGCGAGGAAAAUUUUGGUCUAUUUUUGUUUGCAAAUACUGCAAUCCUUGUGAUAACAGUUACAAGGAUGAUGGUCAUGACUCUCCCACAAGACUAUAAUGACAUUUCAGUAUUUCCGCCAUCCAUAUUUUGGUUGCUUUGUUGCUGUUAUUCAUUAUCAAUGAUAAUCAUAUCGCCAACUAAAGACUGGUCCUCGUAUAAUUUCACUUUGUGUUUAUCAUUGAAACAAGCGUUCUUUCAAUUCACUUGCAGUGUAUUUUCUGCUCUCCGUGAUCAUGAAGCAUAAACAAGCAUGGCAGAGACCACGCCAGCCUAUGCACGAGAGAAAAUAAUGGUGGUAAUUAUCCGGUACCAAAAAGUUCAUGUCAAACCAAAUAGUCCUUUUCGUUAAGUCCUGAACUAGUUUAUGCUGUUUGUGUAUUGUGGGUGUAAUAUACAGAGCACA
Molecule: messenger RNA, 1770 nt
Organism: Ricinus communis (castor bean)
Lineage: Eukaryota; Viridiplantae; Streptophyta; Magnoliopsida; Malpighiales; Euphorbiaceae
Product: ankyrin repeat-containing protein BDA1
Molecular function (GO): protein binding
Source: RefSeq, a predicted model, not a curated record